AUGGCUACGCAGUGGAAAAAUGUGAAGGUUGGCGACAUUCUGCGUGUGGAAAGUGACCAGAUGUUCCCAGCUGAUAUGGUGUUGCUGUCGUCAAGCGAACCACAAGCAAUGGCCUACAUUGAGACAUCCAAUUUGGACGGCGAAACGAACCUGAAAAUUCGCCAAGGACUCGAAUGUACCUCGCAUUUGACCGAAAUGCAUGCAAUCGCCGAAUUCCACUGUAUGAGCCAACUGCUGCUGCGCGGUGCUCGUCUGAAACAUACGCGUUGGAUAUGUGGUGCAGUGCUGUACACUGGGCACGAUGCCAAGUCCAAUAUCGAUUCGAUAACCAAUCAACGUAUUCUUUUUUUAUUUUUUAUCUUAAUUACCCUUGCUGUUGUAAGCGCUUUUGGAGCAUAUCUCUAUGAUCAUCGCAAACUCAUCCAUGCCUAUUAUCUUGGCUUCAAAGGUGCGUUUCAUUUCUGUUCCUUUUGGCUUCCGUUUAAAAAACGUACAGAACUCCAGGACUAUCAGCAGGCUGUCCACCGAGCGAUGCAAAAACGGUGGUCAGCCCAGCUGGAAAAGCUGGUAGCUGCAUAG
This is a messenger RNA of Gongylonema pulchrum, 579 nucleotides long. Lineage: Eukaryota; Metazoa; Nematoda; Chromadorea; Rhabditida; Gongylonematidae. The record is from the annotation of a GenBank genome assembly.